Molecule: messenger RNA, 369 nt
Organism: Staurois parvus
Lineage: Eukaryota; Metazoa; Chordata; Amphibia; Anura; Ranidae
Source: the annotation of a GenBank genome assembly
AUGGAACCCAAACAGGGUAAACCAGGAGAGCUGAGGCCAUACAAAUGUUCAGAGUGCGAUAAAAGCUUUACUGUCAAGUCUAACCUGAUUAAACAUCACCGUAUUCACACAGGAGAACGUCCAUACAAGUGCACACUCUGUUCCAAAAGCUUCAGCCGAAACUCGCACCUGAUCACCCACCAGCGCACUCACACAGGAGAGCGACCUUACAAGUGCAAUGAGUGCGACAAGAGCUUUAUCCAGAACUCUGUGCUAAUCCAACACCAAAGGAUCCAUACUGGGGAGCGGCCCUUUAAAUGUGAGCAAUGCAAUAAGCGCUUCAGUCAGAAAUCCUGCCUCAUCCGUCACCAAAGAACUCACAAGAGAUAA